AUGCUAUAUGAGAUCAAUAACCCAUAUAUAUCUAUAUACCGCACGGCCCAGGAUCAGCUCAACAGUAGCGCUGCAGACGCCCGCGUCAUACUAACCAGCAGGCUUACACUAGCCCUAGAGACUGGGCAGGACCGCCGCAGGGAGAACGUACCUACUAGCGAUGAGCUAGGCCUAGUGAUACCUGACGCAGCAGGUGCAGAGACGUCCCGUCCCAUCGUCCUAGCGGCCCGUAACUCCAGCGCCCUGUUUACUAUCAGCGCCGCCCACCCAUCUUACAUGCCGCUACACUACGUACUGAUGUUUCCCCACGGGGAUUCUGGGUGGCGGCCGGGGCUAACGCUCCGUAACCAGGACGGAUCCCGUCUGCAGACGUCGCUGACCCAGCAAACCUACUAUCGAUACUAUCUACACCCCCGCCCUGGGCAGACUACAAAUCCGUUCCGCUUCUACAGGCUGUUUCAGCAGUACGUUGUGGAUAUCUGGGCUAUCUGCGACCAGGCCCGGCUGGCCUGGAUCCGAGCAAACCAGGCACAGCUGCGGGCAGACCUGUAUAGCGGUGUUGCUGAUGCCGUUAUGGGCAACAACGACGCCCAGGCAGGCCCUGUUGGACGCCGCGUUGUCCUGCCGUCGUCCUAUCUAGGCAGCUCACGAUUUGUCAGCCAGUGCUAUCAGGACUCUAUGGCUAUCGUCCGUCGAUAUGGCCGCCCUACCCUGUUUAUCACUUUUACAGCUAGCCCAUACUGGCCAGAGGUUGCCCGUGAGCUCCGCCCUGGGGAGACAGGCCUGAAUCGGCCUGAUCUAAUCUGCCGGGCCUUCCAUCUGAAGGUGCAGAAGCUAGUAGCUGAUGUGAAGAGCAACCUGUUCGGCACCCAUCUGGGCCACGUGUACACGAUUGAGUACCAGAAACGGGGCCUGCCCCAUAUACACCUGCUGCUGUUCCUGACCCCACACAACCGCAAGGCGUUCACGGAUCCUGUAACAAUUGAUAGCACUAUCCGGGCUGAGAUCCCUUCCCCUGUGGAUGACCCAGACGGCCUGCUUACAGAGGUUGUACGGACCUUCAUGCUUCACAGGCCAUGUAGGGAGCACAAUCUGCAGGCCCCGUGUAUGGUGCCUCAGCGCGACAGCGCCCCGCCGCAGUGCUCUAAGAACUUUCCUAAGCGUUACUGCCUAUCUACAGUGGUCCAUAAGGACGGGUACCCUGAGUAUCAGCGCCGGGAUAAUGGCUGCACGCUUGCUGUACGGUGUAAGGGCCGUAUUGUACACCUUAAUAACAGCUGGGUUGUCCCGUAUAACCCUGGUCUGCUCCGUAAGUACUGGGCCCAUAUCAAUGUAGAGGUUUGCGGCACUAUCCACGCUAUCAAAUACGUCCACAAGUACAUCUACAAGGGCACUGACAGGGCAGUACUAAACGUCUCAGAAGCAGAUGAGGUUAAGCAGCAUCUAAACGGGCGAUAUAUCAGUCCAUCUGAGGCUGUUUGGCGGCUGUUUGGCGGCUGUUUGAGUACCCAGUACACAUGGAGCGGCCCACUGUAG
Messenger RNA from Ascochyta rabiei, 1536 nucleotides. RefSeq lists its product as uncharacterized. Lineage: Eukaryota; Fungi; Ascomycota; Dothideomycetes; Pleosporales; Didymellaceae. The transcript has a single exon. The coding region runs from base 1 to 1536 and encodes 511 amino acids. The record is from RefSeq and is a predicted model, not a curated record.